This is a messenger RNA of Purpureocillium lilacinum, 2286 nucleotides long. RefSeq lists its product as uncharacterized. Gene Ontology annotation, biological process: positive regulation of transcription by RNA polymerase II. The record is from RefSeq and is a predicted model, not a curated record. Gene Ontology annotation, molecular function: zinc ion binding; transcription cis-regulatory region binding; DNA-binding transcription factor activity, RNA polymerase II-specific. Gene Ontology annotation, cellular component: nucleus. Lineage: Eukaryota; Fungi; Ascomycota; Sordariomycetes; Hypocreales; Ophiocordycipitaceae.
AUGACGGGACUUGGCAUUGCGCCCGUCCCCUGCAUUCGCUGUAAGGCUCGUCGAGUCAAGUGCGACAAACGCCAGCCGGGAUGCGCACGAUGCGAAAAGUCGGCGCAGCCGUGUCCUGGCUACAAUCGCGUCCGCAAGUUCCUCGACGAGGGCGAGAACUUGCGUCACAAGAUUGCCAAAGGCACCGGCUCGCGACGAUCUGACAGUAGUAGCGCCUCCGUCGUCCGAGACAGCACCCCCGCCAAGGCGGCCGGCUCGGUGAAGCAGGCCUCACCGAAGACACCAUUCGUUGCCUCGCCACGGUCACGCACCGAUGACACCAAUGGCGCCGGCAUUGAUCCAGCAAUCAUCCAUGAGCAUAGCCCACUAGCAGGUGGGCAGUCGAAGCCGGAGGACGUCUACCCCCUCAACGUCCACCCUGCUUCAUCCAUAGCCAUGAUCACGCCCCGGAGUUUCUCUGACCUCGACUUUGACGCCGCAUACUUCGAUAUCGACCCGCAAGUCUACUAUGCCGACCCUAUCAACUGCUGUCUCCUUAUCCCAGACGCGUCUCAGGCCGAUGACGACGAGUUCCUGGACCCAACACAGACGGCAUCUUCCAUGCUCAGCCCCAUAACGUCGUUUGACCCGUCAGCACAAUCAGGUUCAGGUGGUAGCAGUCUGUCCGCGCCCUCAGAUCAGGAUGACGACGACGAAGAGCAUGAAGCUUCCCAUCUUAUCCGCUACUUCGCCGACUUUACCAGCCAGUGGCUCGACAUUUUUGACAUGGAAAAAUUCUUUGGCACCGUGGUCCCCGUGAGAGCCGUCCACAGCGCCCUUCUGAAGAACUCUCUCGCGGCGGUGGCAGCCAAGCAGUUUGGGAGCCUGCGGAAGGCAUCUGGAGCGCGUUCGUCUCCUGAACACGGCAGCUACCCUCCCCACGAGCAGAGCCAUUGGAGAUCUACGCUAGAUAUACACUUUGACAAGUCGGGGCCGGAAUGGUUUUACAAGGCUGCAAGUUUCUACGACAAGGCUAUUGGCCAGAUGAUGGCUUCAUUACAGACACUACGGGUAUGCUGCUCGCCGGGCCAACCCUUUCCCAACUACGCGGCAGACGCGCAAAACCUUGCGAAGUCGCGGUCGCAAUACCCGGGAGCAUCGCCGCUCGAGAGCCCUCACAGGCCGUCAAAUUGUGAAGACGUUGCCGACGAUCUAUUGGCAGCCAUAUCGGUAUUCUUGCUGUAUGAAGCGCUGGAUAAUCGCCAAGCCGAAAUGAUGCAACAUAUGAAAGGCGCCCAAUACCUUCUCACGCUGGACGUUGACCAAAACUAUCAGAUUUGCAACGCCACGGACAAGUCAUGUCCUAGAAUCGCGUCCAGCUUGACACCGACCAAGGCUUGGGUAGCCAGUUUCUGGAACUUCGCCUGGGUCGACUAUGUCGUCUCGUAUACGAGACAUACUGCACCCCACAUCGAUACUGAGAACAUGUCCAUGUGGAAGGCGGCUGGGCUGCCGCUCUGCGAUUUUGGUGGACUUUGCAUACCCGAGACAUUGAGGGACGCCAACAUGUCUCCACCACGGCUGAUGACAGAAACAGCAGCAUGCAGGACUCUGCUCUGGAUUGUAUUGGAGACGUUGAAGUUCGUUGCGUGGACCGAGAUGGAGGACAAGAACAUGGCCGCCGAGGAAGAGAACGCUUGGUCCGGCCGGGUGCGUCAACACCAUGGACUCGCGCCGUCUCAGAGACGUCAACGUUGGCAUCGCAUUCGUCAACACCUGGAGAGUUGGAAAGUGGCACUCCCGGUCACAUUUGAGCCGUGCGUUCGCAUCUCGUCACACGGGCCACGGAGGCCAGGGUCGUCAACGCCACUGCAAUCCGACAUACCAGAGCUGUUUUACAGCAGCGCCAUGUGCGCCACUGCCGCGCUCCUGUACCAUGUCACUCAAAUCAUUCUCAUGUUGCACAAACCAGUGGACCGGGCAUCGCAGUCGGCCACGAGGCUCUUGCACGCUCAACGACAGACAUCGGCCCUGAUUGAGGAACAUGCUCGCGAAAUAUGCGCGCUUGCGCUAGGACAAUCAACGCUGGCUGUGAGGAUGCACAUGUCGCGCCCUCUGCACUUGGCGGGUCUGUGUCUUCAGACCAAGGAGCAUCGGCAGUUGUUGGUAGAACUUCUCACGGGCAUUCAGAGAGAUACAGGCUACUCGACCGAGUGGACUGUCGACUUGCUGCGAAAGGAAUGGGGCUGGUCAGACGUCAACAGCACAGACAGCGCGCCAGACGUGCGGCUGCGGCGGCGAAUAUAG